Molecule: messenger RNA, 2766 nt
Organism: Daldinia caldariorum
Lineage: Eukaryota; Fungi; Ascomycota; Sordariomycetes; Xylariales; Hypoxylaceae
Product: glycoside hydrolase family 81 protein
Exons: 5
Coding region: 1-2571 (856 amino acids)
Cellular component (GO): cell surface
Molecular function (GO): glucan endo-1,3-beta-D-glucosidase activity; endo-1,3(4)-beta-glucanase activity
Source: RefSeq, a predicted model, not a curated record
AUGUUGUUGCUCUAUUGGAUACUGACAUUGGCUCAGGUCUACCCUGCUUUGACAGCACGACUUUGGACCCGACAUACUCAGGUUGAGUCGCAUUAUAAAGGUAGGCCCGCUAAACAAGAAACCUCCCAAGAGCGCUACUACCCCCCCUGGAAACGUCAAGAUAUCCAUCGUGAGGGUUAUCAACCUAUUUUCCUGACAACAAAUUCCACAUCUUCUACCACCCCAGAGCUCUAUCCGUCGUCUAGUUGUGAAUCCAACAGGACUAGCAAUAUCUCAGCAGCUCCUAAUUCUACUAGCAGCACGACAUCAAGCCUAACUGCACCUUUUCCGUCUGGAUUGGAUGGGAAUUCAUCAAACACUUCAACAAUGUCUCCAACAGCCGCAUCGUCGAACAUCUUCGAGAAGCCAAUCGCAACUAGCGCCCCUGCUUCUUCUUUCCCCGUUCAGAAGGAUCAUCCGGUAUCUCGAAAAGGUGUCAACAACAAGUCUGGACCGAUAGGUACAAAUAAAUUCUAUGCCAAUUUCUUUCUUGGCAAUCAGACGUCGCCCACAUAUGUACACCCAUACUCAGUCGUUUGGGCGCAUGGUCAGGGAGCAUCGUCCAGCUGGGGGUUGGCCAUUUCACAUAUAGACGCAAACCAGAUAGUAUAUGGCCAGGCGUCGAAAGAAACAGGUGCCGCAAAGUAUUUUUUGAAUCCCGUGGGCAUUCAGUCAUUAUGUCUCUCAGCGUCAGAAUUGGGUCCAAAUACCAUUUUGACGACUGAUAAUCUGACCGCACACUCGGCGAACGUCAAUUUACAUGCUGAUAAAAAAGCGAAACCUCUUAUUACAUUCCCGUUAGUGCAAGGCAUGGGGUUUGUCACGGCCAUCUACCAAGGAGGGACUCCACUUAUCAAUACUGGGAUUUACUUCAAGACGGUCACAAAAUCCAUCAAGGGGCCUAAGCCAGGCGUGACCAAGUAUACGCUGUAUUUGGAGGACGGAAAAGUAUGGCAUGUAUAUGCCUUUUCCGAGAAAGGCGACACAUUUGACCUCACCGUGGUCAACAACGGGAUGGCCAAAGCUGAGAAGCCAUUCAACGGGGUCAUUCAAAUUGCCAAGGAUCCCGGUGAGGCUGAGUCGGUAAUAGAUCGGGCCUCUGGUGUAUAUCCCAUUAAUGUAACGCUUUCCGGUUCGGUAUCAGGGUCGAAAGGCACAUACAAAUUCACCUUUGAGAAGGCUGGGAUCUCGGAUGACAAGCCACUUAUUUACGCUCUGCCUCACCAUGUGGAUUCCUUCGACAAGGAGACCCAUGAUAGCAUCACGACGGCAAAGCUUCAAACCACAACCAAGGGAGUAGCAGUGGGCGUGGUUGCAGAUUCAUGGACCAUGGUUGAGCCUCAUAUGCCUAUUUCAAUGUAUCUCUCCCCUUGGGAUCCUGUCGACGGUGAGAAGAAAACGUUGAAGGACGAUGCAAUCAACGUGGUCACCCCCAUAGCUAUGAACGAAACAGCACAGGAUGCAAUCCACCAGUCGGACCAGAAUUCAAUGUAUUUUAGUGGAAAGGCAUUGGCGAAGUUCGCUGGAAUUUGCUACAUAGCCAACGACUUGCUCAAGAAUAAAGAGUUGGCUGAGAGUGGGCUGAGAAACUUGAAGGCCGCUUUUAGUCGGUUCUCGGCGAACAAGCAGCAAUUCCCCCUAUAUUACGAAACUGCCUGGGGAGGUCUGGUCUCUUCUGCGACCUACUUGACCGGAAACGAUGGCGCAGACUUCGGUAAUACGUUUUACAAUGAUCACCACUUUCACUACGGCUACUUCAUUUAUGCCGCUGCCAUCAUCGGCUACCUCGAUCCCAGUUGGCUUACGAAGGACAAUGUCGACUACGUGAACGCGCUAGUCAGGGACAUCGCCAACCCUUCUCCACUAGAUAAAUACUUCCCAGUCUCGCGCAACUUCGAUUGGUACCAUGGCCACAGUUGGGCUCAUGGAUUAUAUGAGACUUCUGAUGGAAAGGACCAAGAAUCGAGCUCAGAGGACGCGCUACACGCCUAUGCUAUUAAGGUAUGGGGAAAGACAGUCAAGGACGCUAAUAUGGAAGCCAGGGGUAACCUGAUGUUGUCGAUCAUCGCUCGUGCUCUAAACCGGUACUAUCUCUACACUGAGGACAACGAUGUCCAACCCUCCCAGUACGUGGGAAACAGAGUCGCCGGGAUUUUAUUCGAAAACAAGUGCGAUCACAACACGUAUUUCGGAUCCAAUAUCGAGUAUAUCCAAGGUAUCCAUAUGCUUCCGCUUCUACCUAGCACAAAGCUCACUCGACCCGCGAAUUUUGUCAAACAAGAGUGGGCGACGUACUUCGACCAGGGACGAGCGGAGAAGGUCGAGGGAGGCUGGAAGGGAAUUCUUUUUGCGAAUCUAGCAACGGUCGACCCCAAAGCUGCGUGGGAUUUCUUCACACGGAAGGACUUUGACCCUGGGUGGCUGGAUGGUGGCGCUUCAUUGACGUGGUAUUUAGCUUACUGCGCAGGUGAGUCCAUCUCGAUUCCUCUUCGUAGACCUAAAGGGACUAAUGAUACACUAGCUUUUAUGUGAUGGCAUGGCCAGUUCGGGUUGUCUUGACGAUAGCUGUGGGACAUACACAGAACAAUUAGAGAGGAUAGGAGGUUACGUGGAUAUAUUGAAGGCGUUGGUGGCCGUUUUAGAUAUAUAUGGGCAUGAAUAAUGAUUAUGAUUCAGAGGCGGACAUGAGAGAAUAGGAGUGAUGAUAAUAUAGUUAUAUUGGGGUUC